Frankliniella occidentalis (western flower thrips) is the source of this 1938-nucleotide messenger RNA. RefSeq lists its product as uncharacterized. The record is from RefSeq and is a predicted model, not a curated record. Bases 313 to 615 code for a protein of 100 amino acids. Lineage: Eukaryota; Metazoa; Arthropoda; Insecta; Thysanoptera; Thripidae. The transcript has 4 exons.
GGGCGGAGCGGCGCGCGGCGCGCAGUGUCGGCUGAGGCAGCGCCCGGGUCGCACGGGACAGAACGCGCUCGCAACACUCACAUCUUUCGCUCCCGCUCUGCUCGCCGCGGCGUGCCCGCCCCUCUCCGGACAGCGUGCGUCUGGCGUGCCGUACGUCACACGACGGGGGUGACGGGUGUGUGUGUGUGUCGUCACUGCAAAGUGACGUGUCACGUGUCCGGCUCGUGACGAGUGUGCCACCGACGUGCCGUGGCCCCCGAGAGAUUGGAGAUGUCAUCUGUAGCCGACCAGUAAGCGAAAAGCAGCGGCAAAAUGUCCUCGAAACGGAAGACAGCGGCCUUUUCGGAGGAGCUAAACCGUGUGCUGGGCGCUGGUCCACCUCAGAAGGGCAAGACCAGCAAGCAGGAGGUCCGCACCACUAUCAUCGAACAAUCCCAGUCAUGGGGCGGAGUGGACGUCAUGGAGGGAGAGGGCGGGUGUAGUGGCUCAGACUCAGGGGUGCCCACACGCGCUGAGGCGGUGGCCGGCGCUCGGACGCUGCUCCGGUACCUGUCAGCCCAAAGUGGAGCCGCCCCACCGGAGGUCCGCGAGUUCCUUCGCGAGUUCUCCAAGUAGCGGCAGCAAGACCACGCCACCUGCCACAGAAGCAGCAUCCAAAGGGCCUUGAGCAGAGCGGCUCUUGCGCCCAGUAGUAUUUUGCAUGGGAACAUGGGAAUGGUGGCAGUAGGCCAGGGUACUUAGUGAAACUGAUGUUCAGUAACCAACCCCCAUUUGCAUUUCGACUUUCUGAUUUGCUGUUUCGUUUGUCUGUUUAGCCGUGCGGAAUCGCGCAUUGUUUAGUCAGGAGGCAGCCGCGUCCUUCGUGUUGUGUUCGGUUUACUCGGUUUCGUGCAUGUCUGCAAUCUGCAUGCUCGGUGCGACGCAAAGGCACCCUGAGGUUUCUUGUGUCAUGCAUAGAAAAAGGCGCAUGGAGGACACUUUUUGUUGAAAGUUAUCAGAAACUGUUACCGUAAACACCCUUCUCCUACCCCAAACAAACAAAGUAUAAGUAGGAUAAAAUUGCAAUACUUGUCUUGCCUCUGAAGGAAGUGCCCUGUUUGUACCAUCACAUUUACCUUAGGCAUUCUACGUUUUCUGGUAGUGUUUUAUAUUGUAAGAGAAAAAAAUACUUUGUAAUAACAUCCCAACACGUUUAAGCAAGGCGGUUAUGGAGGUAGAGUUGAGGUACACGACUUUAACGGCGAUGGAUCGUAAAGACCCAAGUCUGGCAUGGACCCAAGCACGGCCCAAGUCAAAUUACUCACCAUUUGUUUCGUCUGUGAGCUUUUGAGAAUUCGCUUUAGGGUUGUGUCGUGCCGCAAAGCGCAGGCUGCAAACAGGUGACUACACUGUCAUUGGAGAAUUCUGAACACCUGACAAUACUGUGGACAGUGGAGUGAACUUCCGCACGCAUGCUGCUGCCAUAAAACCUUAGAAAUAUAAGACAAUUUAAAAUAAAUACAUAGGUUUUGAGAGAAAGAAACGUUUUGCAUAGUUUUUGAAGUAACCAGACUGCACUAUAAUUGCCUCAGCCUACUCGUCCCCUACUCUUCUUUGAUCGAAGAGCAAAACAGUCCAAGGAAAAUCAUGUGGUUUCUUUAUCACUAAGCGAUACCCAUCCUAGAAGUUCCCGGCGUUGCAUUCCUGUUGUUAUUACCAUAAACAGACUUACUAGAAUAAUUAUGAUUGUGCAAUUAUUUAGUUCUGUAGUAUGUAUUUAGUUUGGUAAGUUCCGUUGCUGCCGCCACAAGCUCACCUAGAAGUGUCCUGCAUGGAUAGAAGUGUAACUGAAAGUGUGACAGUGUCAAUCUGACAUACUUUCAGUGUAAAGUUUAGCAGCGAUUAUCACUGCAACUCUUUGUUUACUCUUUUUUGCCAUAAAGGAUGUUUAUCUCUAAA